AUGUCUAAUCUCCUGCAUAAAGUUAAGGAUGCCAUGACUGGCCAUGGCUCGGAGUCCAAGCAAUCCAGUCGUAAUACUGACACUGGCGACCAGUAUGGAUAUGGAUCUCAGCAAGGUUCCGACACUUAUGGUUCUCGCCAGUAUGAAUCAAGGUCGGGCAAUGAUACCUACGGAUCUGGCACCAAGCCUAGCUCUCAGGGUUACAGGAACGAUCCAAGCUCUGAUACGUAUGGCUCUGGGGACUAUGGUUCAGGUAUGCGCUCGAGUGAUUACCCGGGAUCUGGCACCGGGGGUUAUUCAUCCCAGCCCGGCACUGGUGAUUAUGGAUCCGGAACUGGCGGUGGCACCUAUGGUGGUGACACAUAUGGUGGUGACUACAGCUCUCGUGGUGAUACUGGCGGAGGUUAUGGCUCCGGUUAUGGCUCCGGUAAUACUGGUGGACUUGGCUCCACCUCGGACACCUAUGGCACUCGCUCAUCGAAUACUGGCACAUCCUCAUCCGAUAUGGGUACUGGAACCGGGGCAGGCUUCGGUGGUGGCGGGGCGACUGGAGGAAGCAGCUACAACACCAGCCGAACUGGUUACCAGGACACCUCAUCGUAUGGAUACGAUACUGGAAAGAAAACAGGCUCCCGCAUGGAUCCCGAAAGCAUGCGCAACACUGGCGGCAUCCAGAGAAGCCAGUGGUAA
This is a messenger RNA of Aspergillus ochraceoroseus IBT 24754, 690 nucleotides long. RefSeq lists its product as uncharacterized. The coding region runs from base 1 to 690 and encodes 229 amino acids. Lineage: Eukaryota; Fungi; Ascomycota; Eurotiomycetes; Eurotiales; Aspergillaceae. The record is from RefSeq and is a predicted model, not a curated record. The transcript has 2 exons.